AUGUCGUCCUCGUCCUCGUCCUCGUCCUCGUCCUCCUCCCUCCCACCGACCGACCCGAACCAGAACAGCAACCCGACGAACGGGGACGCCAAACCGGCGAGCUCAUCCACCGCCGACCACGACGCGAUGGACACCUCGGACCACGCCUCGAUCGCUGCACCUCCACCACCCCAGGAACCCGAGGAGGAACCUCUACCCGAUGAGAUUCUCAACGGUACACCAGAGGACAUCAUGGCCCGUGUGCGGUUGAUUGACAAUGAUCUCAAGGUCAGCUUGUUGAGCGUGGCGGCUGCUGGGUCGGCGAUGACGAAGCGUCCCUCCCAACCCCCUGUGACCGCCCCGACUGACUUUGCGUGUGCAACCAUCGCUCAGGUCAUGCGAUCCGAAAGCAUGAGGUUGAACCACGAACGGUCGAAAAUGGUAGAGUCUAUCAAGGACAACAACGAAAAGAUCAAGAACAACAAGCAUCUCCCCUACCUCGUCGCCAACGUCGUCGAGGUCAGUCCUCGUGGGCGCCUACAGAGCACCGCGACCUUCAUUUCGAAACUGAGCUCACCCCCCCUGCCAGAUCCUCGACAUGGACCCGGAUCAAGACGAAGCAGGCGAAGGAGCCGGUGUCGACCUCGACGCGCAGCGCAAGGGCAAGUGCGCCGUCAUCAAGACCUCCACACGUCAAACCAUCUUCCUCCCCCUCGUCGGCCUUGUCUCGGCCGAGCAACUCAAACCGGCGGACCUGAUCGGCGUCAACAAGGACUCGUACCUCGUGCUCGACACCUUGCCCGCCGAGUACGACUCGCGCGUCAAGGCGAUGGAGGUCGACGAGAAGCCGACCGAUUCCUAUACCGACAUUGGUGGGCUCGAUAAGCAGAUCGAGGAACUCGUCGAGGCGAUCGUGUUGCCGAUGCAGCAGGCCGAAAAGUUCAAGGCGUUGGGCAUCAAGGCACCUAAGGGGACGCUCAUGUAUGGGCCACCAGGCGAGUGUUUUGAAUGGGCCCCGGCAAUAUCUGCGGUAUGCUGACAAGCGAUUGCCCAUCUCCUCGGCAGGCACGGGAAAGACUCUGCUGGCUCGUGCUUGCGCGGCACAGACGAACGCCUGCUACCUCAAACUGGCUGGACCUUCUCUCGUCCAGGCAAGUUGUAUGGUCCUCCCUUCGCCCGCCCAGCCCACGAAGAUUAACUCUACUCCGCUUCCCCGCAGAUGUUCAUCGGAGACGGCGCCAAACUCGUCCGGGACGCGUUCGCACUAGCAAAGGAAAAGGCGCCCGCAAUCAUCUUCAUCGACGAAAUAGACGCGAUCGGAACCAAACGAUUCGACAGUGACAAGAACGGUGAUCGUGAGGUGCAGAGGACCAUGUUGGAGCUGUUGAACCAGUUGGAUGGGUUUGGGUCCGAUGAGAGGAUUAAGGUGCGUGCAGGUGAUGCACCAAUGAGGGAAAGUGGGGGACCGACUAAUGACGCUUGGUUUAUCAGGUUAUUGCGGCGACGAAUCGAAUCGACAUCCUGGAUCCGGCAUUACUCCGAUCCGGUCGAUUGGAUCGCAAGAUCGAGUUCCCCCUGCCGACCGAAGAAGCUCGAGCUCGGAUCAUGGAGUGAGCCUCUAGUACGCUCUCAGAGUGAAGUAUGGUCUCUGACGAUCUCCCUCUCCUCCUUUCCAGAAUCCACUCUCGCAAGAUGCAAGUCUCGCCCAAAGUCAACUUUGAAGAGCUGGCGCGCUCGACGGACGAGUUCAACGGCGCGCAACUCAAGGCGGUGUGCGUCGAGGCGGGCAUGAUCGCGUUGCGGGAAGGGAGUCGCAUCAUUGGACACGAGCAUUACCUCAGUGGUGUGAUGGAAGUGCAGAGCAAGAAGAAGAACGAUCAGGUAUGUCCGGCGUGGCGGCGUGCUUUCGUUUGUGGUUCGCUUUCGUGGCUGACUUGGGCGGGGCCUUGAUGACAGUUCUACUUUGCUUGAUCUUCGGAGAACACCCGCUAUUCAAGGCGCGCCGAGGACCCAGGAGACUGUUCUCUAUUGUAUUACCACUUUCUACCUUUGUUCUAUGAUCUAGCUUUUGCUUGCUUCCCCCCCCCCCUCUAUGUUUCGGUCGCCUCGGUCGCGUGUCUCGCAUGAUAGCUCCUCGUCGCUCUGCGCUAUGGCCACUUCCACACAGUCUCGCAAAUCCGCAUGAAGAAAUCCAGGACGAUUUGAUGUCACUACUUUCGCCUCGGAGCCAGAGACCACUGAAGCGCUUGAAAAUCGCCUCGGACUUGACGGAGGGAGUGAAAACCCGGGACUGGCCGUGCCAAUUCCGAUUAGAACGUCGACUAGGGUGACUAGGAACGGAUUGUCCAUUUACUUGCCCUUCCCCCGCGCUUGCUUGCUCUCGUUCCCGCUCCCUUCCCCAGCUCACACGCCCCCCCUCCCCUCCCCUCCUUCCUCUUCCACCGCCCCGCUCGAGGUCGUCCAACCCCUACCGAUCCCCGUACUCCUUGUAGCGUACUACGAUCCUCUUCCUCUCUUUCUUGUCGACGCUCACGCUCGCUGGUUGCAGCACCACCCCGACGGUACGACCGCACGCCCGCACACGCACUCGAUCCCUGCGAUACUACAAGGGUGUGUGUGUGCUCGCAUCGACUCGUCGUACUCAAGGCCUACGCAGUUCAUUCAUCUCCAGAGGUCUACUCGUGGUCCAACGUCCCGGUGCUUCCUGCUCCCCCUUCUCCCUCUCCCCUCCCCACCCCACCUCCUCGUCCCUUGGUCAACGCCCUUCCCCCCCUCAAGACCGACCAUCGUGACGUCCUCACUCGUGAACGCGCCCAAUGGAGGCGGAGGUGGUGCAGCAGGUGCAGGGGGUGUCGUAGGUACGGCUAGUGCGGCCGCAGGCGCCUCAACGACGAACAGUGCCGGCUCCUCGACCAAUUCGAGCUUGUUGACCAUCGUCAAGGUCAGUUGGCUGGCAAGCCCGCUCCCAAGGGGCGAGAGUGACCUUGCUCACGGAGCAUUGUUUCAUCUUUGGGUUGUGGCGUGUGUUUAGGCGCAAAUCGUGUUCCAUCUGAGCACACUCAGCGAGGAGAACUACCAGAAGAAUCGGGACGAGAUCCGUUCGGUGCGUCCUUCCUCCCUCCCCUCCCCAGCCGUCCUCAGCACUUCCGGUCAGGUUGCUCCCUAUUCCCGAUGUGUCGUCCCCAUCUCUGCGAGCGACUAUACGUUGUUUGGUGCCGAGUGGGGUCAGCUCGGGACGAACUUGAUCGGCCGCGAGCACGACUCGCUGACGACCGUGGCCUGUUGGCCCACAGCUCGUCGACCAGCACGGCCCCGCGCCGCAACAGCACCUCAUCCGUAGACUUAUUCUUGCCGCCUCGACCCUGCUCGUCCCGACCGCGCAACCAGCCUCGCCUAACUCGGCCGCCAGCUCGCAACCGGCGCUCGUGAUGAAGCUGCUCGCGUCCGAGGUGACACGCAUGGCCCGCGAUCCAACCCUCUCGGAGCGCUUCCGUGACGCCGUCGUCGAAGGUUCCGAGGGGGCCUCGGGCGCCGACUCGGUCCUGCGCUCCUUCUCCCUCUCCAACUUGCUCACCCACGCCUCGCUCAAGGACCUGUCUUCGCUCGAACGCCUCGUCUUCGUCGCACCCUUCCUCGCGCUCUUGUUCCCCUCCGCCGCGGCCCCGCCCAACGUCGGCCUCAAGCGACAACUCGGACUCGAUGCGGCCAACAUCGCUCGGCAGGUCCUGCACGGUGCCUUGGAUCAGCUCGGGCUACCGGCCCAUGCUCCAGGGGAUCUCGGCGAGUCGCUGUCGCCCUUGCCCAUCUCGAAGCUGUUCUCGUUGCUGCUGUCCGACAUGACCCUCGGCGAGUACGAAGGCGAAGGCGAGGCCGUCUUCGACGACGAGCAACGACGGCUCAUCGUCUUGGCCGCCGUACGGGGUCGUCUAGGGGCCGAAGUCGGCGCACAAGCCCUGACCCACGCUCUGGGCGAGAUGAGCUUCGCCGGCACACCCUCGCCGAUCGUCAUCCUCACUCGACUGUCCCCCGCCCCGGCGUUGUGUUCGCCCGACCUAGUUCGCGCCGUCUUGGCUCGGUUCGGUGGGCUCUCGCAACUCGAGAGUGAUGCAACGGCCGGCAGUGGAGGAUCCGAAUUGCGGGUCUCGGCGAUGCUCUUUGACCUCGUCGACCAAGCGAUGCGCGACGCCGAUGCGGGCAGUGGCCUUGACUUGUCGAGCUGGGUCCGAGCAGUACACGAAGCCCAACCUUCCCUGCGGUGGGGUGGCGUCGUGCGCGCCUACGACUCGCCGAACCGUAGCCUACCCGACUCGUGGGGUCUUCGUCUCUUUGCGGCCUUGCUCCAACUCUCCCCUUACCCUGCCGAACCCAACUCGCCCCCACCGACCUCGCAAUACGCCCUUCUCUCCGCCCCCGGUGGCACUUCCGCCAUCUCGGGCCUUUGGUCCCCUUGGGCCAACCCGGCUCUCCAGCUCGGUUUGCUCGAACGCUUGUUGUACCUCCCUACCGAAUCCUUCAGCCUGAGCGCCUUGCCGUCGGUGACCAAAGUUAUCUCGAUCGAGGACGCGGCUUCGUCGUCGCCGACGAUCAAGACCUUGGCCUUGGGCGUACAGACCUCGCCCUGGAACUGCAAAGAGUUGGUCGCGACCUUGAUCCGGUUGAGCGAGCACGUGCCCGGCGCGACAAACGAGGAUCUGACGCCGAGGGUCCAUGAUUUGUUGGAUCGGGGUUGCAAGACCAAUCCCGAGUUGGUGUUGAUUGCUUUGACGCAGAUCGAGGUGAGUUAUUGGGUAGUCUGCAGUCGAUGAUGGCCCCGAAACUGAGAGACGCCGUGAUUCACAGAAACCUUGGACCGUCCUGCACACCGAGUUGAUCGCUCGCUUGCUGUCGACCUUCUUGACCGGCCACCCGGCGCACCAACUCGUCUUUCUGCGCAUCUACCAAACCGAUCGACAGUUCCUCACCGCCGCUCUGCGCGAUUUCUACGGCGAGAGCGAGAUGAACGUCUCGCGGAUCCUCGACAUCGCCCAGGACCUCAAGGCGCUCGACCUCGUCUUCGAGCUGCGUCCCUUCUUCCUCGCUCUCGAUUUGGCCGCCCUGGCCAGUCGUCGCGAGUACCUCAACUUGGAGAAGUGGUUGGGCGGGCAGAUGACGGCCCAAGGUGGGGUCUUUGUCCGUGCGACGCUCGAGUUCAUCGGGCACAAGGUUGGCCACGAUCUGCAUCGACAAGAAUUGGACCCGGCACCGGAGCCGACGACGCUUUCGCUCGGUGCGGCCACGGUCGCUUUGUUCAUGCGGGCGCUUCGACAACAGUGAGUCGCGUUCGGUCUGAACCAAGUCCUACAGAAUCGAGCUGAUCUCAACGACAACGACUUGCAGCCACGAGUUAUUCACGGGCAACGACGUCGAGCUGUACAAGGAGGUUCGCACGCAGUGCUUGCAGCUGUACCCUCGCUUGAUGAACUUUGCGCCGGGCAACGCCGACAGCGAGCCGGGAAUGUCGGUCGUGUCGUUCUCGCCGACGAUCGAGGCCGAGUGCGACGCCUUGUACAAGCGCAUGUACGAUCAGGAGAUCUCGGUGGACAACGUCGUCAGCGCGUUGCAACGCGCCAAGGAGUCGGACAAUAAGCACGACCACGAGUUCCUCGCGUGCUUCAUUCACGGCCUCUUUGACGAACACCGCUUCUUCAAUACCUACCCCGCGAACGAACUCGCGCUCACCGCGAACCUGUUUGGUGAUCUCAUCCAGUUUCAACUGAUUGAUUUCAUUCCGCUCGGCAUUGCUGUGCGCUACGUUUUGGAUGCGUUGCGCAACCCUCCCGAGUCGAACUGGUUCAGAUUCGGCAUUCAGGCUUUGGCGCGCUUCAAGGGUCGGUUGUCGGAGUGGCCCCAACUCGCGCACUCAAUUCUUGCGAUCCCGCACGUACAGCAGUUGCAUCCCGACGUCGCCAAAACAGCUCGCUUGGCUCUUCAACAACGAGAGGCCGGCGGUGCGGCUGGUGAAGGAGAAGCGAACGGAGCGAACGGCGGCGAACUCGUCGUCGCUGCCGAGGAAGAACGACCCGUCUUUACGGCCAUUCGAGUCGACCGCGCUCGAACGGGUGAGCCCGAGGCGCCUCACGAGGACACGUCGGACAAAAUCCUCUUCAUCGUGAACAACCUGGCGCCGUCCAAUUUUGAUGCCAAGGUGAGCGAGAUGGCGACGCGCAUCGAAGCGAGCCAUUUCGCCUGGUUCGCGCACUACCUCGUCGCGCAACGGGUGUCGAUUGAACCCAACAACCACGGGUUGUACACGCGCUUCUUGGACGCGUUGGACAUGCCCGUCUUGAUCAAGCGCGUCUUGCACGAGACGUUCGUCAAGCUGGCUACGUUGCUCAACUCGGAAAAGACAGUGCAAUCGAGUACCGAACGCACGCUUUUGAAGAACUUGGGGUCGUGGUUGGGCGGUCUGACGCUCGCCAAGGACAAGCCGAUCAAGCAACAGAAUAUCGCGUUCAAGGAGUUGCUGAUCCAAGGCUACGACUCAAACCGGUUGAUCGUCGCGAUCCCGUUCGUGUGCAAGGUGCUCGAGCAGUGCGCCAAGUCGCGCGUGUUCAAGCCGCCCAACCCUUGGUUGAUGGCGAUCGUGCGCCUGCUCGUCGAGCUGUACCAAUUCGCCGAGCUCAAGCUCAACCUCAAGUUCGAGAUCGAGGUCCUGUGCAAGAGCCUCAACAUCGACCUCAAGGAGGUCGAACCCACCGAGCUGUUGCGCAACCGACCGGCCGAUCUCGCCGUCGCUCAAGCGCAGGCCCAAGCGCAGGCCCAACAGGUUCCAGGCGGUGAUCUGUCCGGCAUGAUGGGUGGUCAGCAGCAGCUCGGCUCUGGUCCUCGCGAGACGGACGACCACACGCUCAGUCGUGGAUUCGCAACCGCCGCCGGUGGAGUUCACGGCGCCGAUGGCCAACGCUCUUUGGCGCCCUCGCUCAUGCUCAGUGGCAACCAAGCCGGCUAUUCGCUCUCACUCCAAGACACGAUCUCGGCGGCUUUGCAAUCGUUGCCGAGCCAGAUCACGUUCAACCCGCAAGUCCCCAUCUUUGCAUCGAACCAAGCGCUCAAGCGCCUUGUGUUCAUCGCCAUCGACCGAGCCGUGCGCGAAAUCAUCGCCCCCGUUGUCGAACGCUCGGUCACGAUCGCGGGCAUCUCGACUCGUGAAUUGACGAUGAAGGAUUUCGCGAUGGAGGGUGACGAGGAAAAGAUGGCCUCGGCCGCGCACCUGAUGGUGCAAAACCUCGCAGGCUCACUCGCCUUGGUCACCUGCAAGGAACCUCUGCGCAUCUCGAUGGUCACCCACAUUCGCAACUUGCUCUUGCAGAACGGCUUCUCGGAGCACUCCUUGCCCGAACAGGCGAUCCUGCUCGUCGCGGCGGACAACCUCGAAUUGGCGUGCGGCGUCGUCGAAAAAGUUGCGAUGGAGAAGGCCGUCGCCGAAGUCGAUGAGGGACUCUCGGGCUCGUAUCUCUCCCGUCGAGCUCAUCGCGAAAGGUCGCGAGAGGCGUUCUGGGAUACCGCCGCGAUGGCCGCGUCGCAUUACUCUGGCAUGCUCCCGGACCCUCUGAGGCUUAAGUUAGGUGGCCUGCAGCCGCAGCAAUUGCACGUCUACGAGGACUUUUCCCGCGUUCGUUCGUUGCAGAUGCAAGCCGGUGAGUGUUUGGGAAAGGGUCGCGAAGAAUGAAGUAAGGCGGAUUGACUGACAGACGUUUUGAUAAUACAAUUCAGAGCAACGCAACGCCGGUGCUUAUGGCCCCGACUCCCCCGCGAUCGCUUCGCAAACCACGGACGCUUUGGCCGGAGGUCUGCCCUCGCAACUCUCGCCCGUCCAAGCGAUGGAAAAGUUUGCGAGCCUGAUAGGCGAGCUCGAAAAGUACAUCAUGACGGAGCAAUCGGCAUCGACACUCGAGCGCCUCGCGCCCGACAGCGAGAUCCGUCACGUCCUACAGCAGAUCCCCAUGAUUGCAGCCAGUUCGGCCAGUCGCGACGAAACGACUCUUGGGUGCUCGCAAAAGGUCGUGCAGUUGCUCUACCGCAGCGAGACGGCUUUGGCGCGAGAGGUGUACGUCAAUCUGCUCGAACGCCUGUGCAGCCUCUCACUCAAGGUCGCCAAGGAAGUCACCGCAUGGCUCGUCUAUGCCGAAGACGAGCGCAAGUUCAAUGUCCCCGUCACGACCGCGCUCGUCCAAGCUCGGCUCAUCAACGCCGCCGAGCUCGACGUUCAACUCGCCAAGUUCAUCGUGCGCGAGUACCGUCCCUCGGUCCUCGACUUUGCGGCACGCUUCGUUGCCGAGUGCCUCAUGGAGGCCCCUCCCGUUUGCGCCAAGGAGCAACUCGUGCACUCGCUGGACGCUUUGGCGCAAGCGACGCGCUUGGGCAAAGGGACCGAGACGGCCAAGCAGCUCUUGCAGGAACUUCGAGGUGCCGUUGCCGUCUCUCGCCCCGCUUCACCCAUCGCUGCUGCUCCUGCGAGCACGGCUGUCGUUGCCCCCUCGACCGCCGCCGCCGGUGCUGGACCUGUCGCUGCCCGAGCUGGCGCGAUCGCUCCUGGCGUCAAGGCCGACGAUGCCGAGGUGCGCCAGCAGUUAACGUACUGCUUCGCCGAGUGGGUGCGCCUGUACCAACAGUCGUUCUCGGUCGAGAAGUCGUUCGUCGAUUUUGUCGUCCAGUUGCAGAAUCAAGGCAUUCUCAAGGGCGAGGAGAUAUCGUCAUUGUUCUUCCGCGUGUGCGCCGAAGUCAGCGUUGACAGCUACAUCAAGCACAAGGCCGCUGGUGGAUCGGCGGCGACGGGCAUUUUCCAGCCUAUCGACGCCUUCGCCAAGUUGAUCGUCUUCAUGAUCAAAUACCACGCCGAUCCGACUGGCGCCAACAACGACAAGGCCAAGGUACACUACAUGACCAAGGUCCUCUCUAUCAUCGUGCUCGUGCUCGCGAACUCGCACGAGGAACUCGGCCCUCACUUCCAACAGAAGCCUUUCUUCCGCUUCUUCUCGAGCCUGCUCAGCAACCUCCACUUGAUUGAGGGUCACUUGGGCUCGGCCUACUACCAGAUCUUGGUCGCGCUCAGCCACUCGAUCAACACGCUGCAGCCGUUGUUCUUCCCCGGCUUCACGUUCAGCUGGGUUGGACUCAUCUCGCACCGUUUGUUCAUGCCCAAGUUGUUGCAAAUGAAGGACAAGGAGGCGAGUUGCUUUGCGUAAUAGUCGUUGGUUGGUGGGUGCACAUGACUGACCAUGCUCUGUUUGUGUUCGGAUCUUGCAGGGCUGGUCGUCCUUCCACCGCCAACUCAUCUCGUUGUUGCGCUUCCUCGCGCCCUUCCUUCGUCGUGGCGAGCUCGGCGAGACGACGCGCGCGCUCUACCUGGGCACGCAACGCAUCAUCCUCGUCCUCUUGCACGACUUCCCCGACUUUUUGUCGCAAGCCUUUUUUGCGCUGUGCGAUGCGAUCCCGCCCCAAUGCAUCCAGCUGCAGAAUCUCAUCCUCAGCGCGUUCCCCGUGACGAGCUCGCUUCGACUGCCCGACCCGCUCCAACCAGGUCUUAAGAUCGAGCUGUUGCCCGAGGUGCAAAAGGCGCCGCAGGUCCUGACCGACUUUACGAUUGCCUUGUCGACGGCCGAUCUACGUGCGCCGCUCGACAAGUUCUUGCAAACUCGUUCACCGGCCACGAUGCCCGCCACGCUUCGCGAGCGCCUCGUCGCGACGCCUUCGUCGCGCACUGACGCGACCGACUGCAAGUACAACAUCUCGUUGGCCAACUCGCUUGUCAUGUACCUUGGUGUCGUCGCGCUGAACCAGACCAAGGCCUCGACCGGUGCCGUCAAGUUCGACCCUCAGUGCGCAUCGACCGUCGUCUUGCAGCAGCUGAUGAACGAGAUGGACCCCGAGGGCCGUUACACGCUCGUGUGCUCGGCCGUGAACCAGUUGCGUUACCCCAACUCGCACACGUACUGGUUCUCGUCCUUCUUGCUCGCGACGUUCAACGAGACGACCGAUGCGAACCUGCGCGAGAUCAUCGUGCGCGUCCUGCUCGAACGCAUCCUGUGCAGUCGCCCCCACAGCUGGGGUGUCUUGUACACGUUCAGCCAGUUGAUUACGGAUGAGGAUGCGAAGUUGAUGGAUCAAGGGUAAGUUGCAUUAGGUUCUUCCUCGUGCAGUUGCGUUUCCGGUGAUGCUGACUUUUUCACCGUGCCUGUGUUCGUCAGCUUCGUCAACAAGUCGCCCGAGGUAGCUCAGUUGUUCAAGGCCGUCGCACAACGUGCUCUUCCUCCCGUUGGGCCUGGUGGUACUGCUUCGGCGGCGUUGCCUUCGCCUACGCCUUCGCUUGCGCCCGCCCCCACGACGGCGUCGGCCUGA
Molecule: messenger RNA, 10356 nt
Organism: Microbotryum saponariae
Lineage: Eukaryota; Fungi; Basidiomycota; Microbotryomycetes; Microbotryales; Microbotryaceae
Source: the annotation of a GenBank genome assembly